GGAAAGAGGGGACUCAUUCUACUGUCCUAACAAACGCGGUUGCUAGUGUAUGUGUGCCUAUGUACGUGCCCCCCGCGCGCGUGAAAUGUGCAUCCAAGGAAGCCGACGCGCGUGUGUUACUGUAUACGCGAUGGAAGGAGUGUAUCUUUCAUUUGUUUUUCUCCAACCGUGUCCGAAUCAUCUUCCGCAUCUUUGCGGGCACGGUACUACGCUGUUCCGGAGCUUUUCCGACCUGCGGGAAACCGGAGGAAUAUUUUAAAUUUUUAUCGAUCGUGUGUGCGCGCGUGUGUGUGUGUGCGUGUGCGGGUACAGAGCACCAGCGGAAGGACGUGACCCGCCUGCUUUCGGUGCCCGUUGAAACAUGUGCCAGUUGUCCGACUGCCAGGGACCGCAGUUGAAAUCUUCCGACAGGCGACGGGCCUCGAUUCCGGACAAUACGCGUCGGCUGGUGUGAUAAUUCGAUUGUUUUGUGCUGUUUGUUGUUGUUGUUUUUGUUUCAAUUGUCGGUUGACAGAAUGUUGGUCCCACCUGAGAUGAUAGCGGUCCAGUCGAAGACCAUCUUCCAGAUCAACAAGUACUACGCGGAGAAGGUACAGAUGCGGAUGGGGAACAUAGCUCGAGUGAUUCGGGAGAUUUGUAAAAUCGUGCAGGAGGUGCUGCGGGAGGUGGAAGUGCAGGAACCCAGAUUCAUCUCCAGCCUGGUCGAGUGCAAUGGAAGAUUUGAAGGCCUGGAAGUGAUCUCCCCCACCUUUUUCGAGGUGGUCCUCUACCUCAACCAGAUGGGAGUAUUCAAUUUCGUGGACGACGGAUCGCUGCCGGGAGCGGCCGUUCUCAAGCUGAGUGACGGUCGCAAGCGUUCGAUGUCUCUGUGGGUGGAAUUUAUCACAGCUUCUGGUUACCUGUCGGCUCGCAAAAUCCGUUCCCGUUUUCACACUCUAGUCGCGCAAGCAGUCGAAAAAUGUCCCUACCGGGAUGUGGUUAAACUUGUUCCGGAUACCACCGAAGUGAAGCUAAAAAUUCGAGAACGAUAUAUCGUUCAGAUCACGCCGGCUUUCAAGUGCACUGGCAUUUGGCCCCGGUCGGCAGCCCACUGGCCCAUUCCGCACAUCCCGUGGCCCCACCCGGCCCUGGUAGCGGAGGUAAAAUCCGAAGGUUUCGAUCUACUCUCCAAAGAAAGUGUGAUCCUGCAGGGAAAGAAUGCCAACAUCGAGGGGGAUGCCUGGAUCCUGCACUUCACCGAGGCGGAAAACCGGCUGCUGCAGGGUGGCUACCGGAACAAUCAAUCCAACUGGGUCAGAGCGGAAGCGGAAUUGAUGUAG
Messenger RNA from Topomyia yanbarensis, 1319 nucleotides. Its product is annotated as protein mab-21-like. Lineage: Eukaryota; Metazoa; Arthropoda; Insecta; Diptera; Culicidae. Bases 516 to 1319 code for a protein of 267 amino acids. The transcript has 3 exons. The record is from RefSeq and is a predicted model, not a curated record.